Molecule: messenger RNA, 4687 nt
Organism: Maniola jurtina (meadow brown)
Lineage: Eukaryota; Metazoa; Arthropoda; Insecta; Lepidoptera; Nymphalidae
Gene: sra
Product: protein sarah
Exons: 2
Coding region: 178-852 (224 amino acids)
Biological process (GO): calcium-mediated signaling
Cellular component (GO): cytoplasm; nucleus
Molecular function (GO): calcium-dependent protein serine/threonine phosphatase regulator activity; nucleic acid binding
Source: RefSeq, a predicted model, not a curated record
UAGAAUUGUCAACAAUUUGACAUAACCUUUGGCAUUUAUGAUUUUUGACUUUUGUUUGGAAGUUGGAUAAUAAAUCGAAUCGAUUUUAUUGUUUUACGAAAAUAUUGUUGUUGUGAUCAAUAAUAAUUAUAGAGAAUAACCAAAUAUUACAUGAAUAAAGUGUAAGCUUCCUAUAUAAUGGCCAAUAAGGAAGACGAAGAAACAUUUCAAGACGACGUGUACAUUAACCCCGAAGAUGGUAUGCCUAACAUUCAUCCUAAUAUUGCUGAUUUAGACCACGACAGCGACUCCCAGCACGAAUUACUAAAUAACCUCGAUGACUUACCCAAAUCUGUGAUCGUAACAAAUAUUCAUAGUGAUGUUUUCGGCGACGAGAAAUUGAAGAAGGAAUUAGAAGAUUUGUUUCGUACGUUUUCGGAUAAUGUAACGUUUCAGUGGUUACGGAGUUUUAGGCGCUUACGUGUUAAUUAUGACAGUCCACUUGCGGCGGCGAACGCUCGUAUGCAACUUCAUCAAUAUCACUUUUAUAAUAGAUCCAUCAAUUGUUAUUUUGCACAGCCAGUGACGCCUAUCUCUUUAAAAAAUUUAAGACCGCCGGCCCCCGUUAAACAGUUCCUGAUCUCGCCGCCGGCAAGUCCUCCUAUAGGGUGGGAGCCACGGGAAGAAGGUGAGCCGCUCGUGAACCAUGACUUACUUGCUGCGAUUGCCAGUCUAGCGCCCGGCGCGAGCCAUGAGCUGCACGCACCGACUCCCACACAGCCAGCCAUAGUGGUACACACUGCUUUAUCUACUGAGACCAAUGCUCCAAAAAUUGGCUGCCCAAUACCACAUACUCGUUGUCCUGAAUAUUAAUAUGCCUUGUUAUGAAAUGUAGGAAAAUUAUUUUUAGAUUAGCUGUUUAAAUGCUUUUUAUUCUAUCACCUGUCAAUUUUUAUGACCAGUGAUGCCAAAGAGGAUAAUGCAACUUAUUUUAUAGUAACUGUUGUAUCAAAUAGGCUGAUGUUUGUUGAACAAACAGUCUUAUAUAUCACUAAUUAUAAUGAUAGGCAUUCAUAAAUCAGCUUAUCAGUUUAUUUUAUUUUUAAAAGUUAGAUAUUUAUAAAUUCAAUUGGUGCUAUUUUUUGAAAAUUUAACAUUGCUUAUGUUUAUAAUUAUUGUAAUUUAGAAUAUUGUGAAAUAAUUUUCUAUUUGUUAUAAAUAGAAUAAUAUUAUAAACAGGGAAGCAAUAUUUUAAUUUUCUCCUUUAUUCUUUAAGUCAUAAAAAUAUCACCAAAAAUUUCUUACUGAAUAUUAACUCGUGUUAUUUUUUAGCUAAAUUUGCUCAAUGUUAUUGCUUUUUAACAUACAAAUUGAAAGAGCAAAUACUUAAUUGAUAAGUACUUAACAUACAUAUUUGUUAGAGCAGCUAUGUAUUAAACUAUGUCAGUACAGUUCUGUUGAAAAAUAAUAAAGAAAUUAAUUCCAUAAACCAAGAAAUGUAUAUAAAGCAACCCACAUGUAUUUAUCACAUCAAACAAAUCAUUGUUAACCACUUAAGUUGGUUAAAUUUUUUCUUUAAUUCUAAUAAGAGCCCUUAGCCCUUGACUGCAACCUCUCUUGUUGGUAAGUGAUGCUUCAGUCUAAAAUGGAAACUGGUUAGCAUGGAAGAGGUAUGCCAUCUAAAGUUAUUAUUAUUAUUACUGCUUUGCAAAAAUUGACCUGGGAGUAUAAGUAUUAAAUUCUAAAUCUGAGAAAUAUACAUUUGAAUAAGUAUGUAUUUAUGAUACAAUUAAAUAACCUUGCAAGUGAGCUUGCAAGUAUUUGGUAUAGGCAUAGUUAUGUGAACAGAACAUUGUUAUUGUAAGUACAUUGUUGGGAAAUUGAAUUUAAUGACUACAUAUAUAAAUAUAUUUAGUUAUGUGCCCUUUCACUUUGUCACUUGAAUUUAAUGCUUUACUGUAACAACCUUAAAUACUAUUUAUUUAUUAGUAUUAUCUUUUAAAUUAAAUUUUAAUGGAUGUAAGUAUUAGUCCUAUUCCAAAGUAGGUUUCUGUUUCCUACUACUUUUUAGCUUUAAUCAUUUUUUAUAAUUAUUUAUUUUAUUUACUAUACUUUAAUUAUUAAAUUGUAGUUAAAUUAUACUUUAAAUGUGCUUCUUUUCAUUUAUUUUGUCUAAGAUUCGGCAUACCAUUAAGUGCACUCUUAAGAGGUUGUCAUGCUGCAAAUGCAUAAUAUCCUUCAUACAUUGUCAAAGUGUAUGAGCUAUGAUUAAGUCAUUGUGAAGUAAAAUGGAUUUUAACCAGCUUGUUUUAAAGCUCAAUUUCGUAAGUUUGUUUGUACAUCUACAGCCAGAGCAGCAUUUCUUGCGAAAUUAAAAUCUGGUGCGCGUUGUACUGAAGUUUUUACUUUAAAUCAAUGGUUCUUAGAUCCAUUUUUCUCUGGUGGUAUUGUGUUUCGAUGCUCGAAUUCUAUGAAUGUCGUUGGUGAGACGUAAAGUUUUAUAUAAGCACCCUGACGAGCGGCUCGCACCAACUUGCUCGGCAGAAGUGUGGUUACACCUAGCUUUAGCCGGCUACAACUCGAUAAGACCAGUAGCAGUUUGUUAAACUAAGUCGAAAAAUUUUAUUCACUGCUAAAACUAGGUGUAGCCAUUUGCAGUCGAUUAAAACUAGGAAAUUAGGUUAAAAAUAGAAUAACAAAUACAUACUACACAUAAUAAUACACCUCUAGUGCUACCAAAGACUAACAUUCUGUUUUUUCGUAUUAUUAUUUAGUUUUUUUUUAAUUGAGCAUGAGUGGAAAAUGCAGACCAAAUGAUAGUGUUAGAUUGUAAAAUGAAUGUGGCUAUAAAUUACUUGUCUUAUCUGUGUAUUGAUUUGUACAACGCACAUACCCCAAAUAAAGUAUAAUUCAGAGAGACUAAAGAAUAGGCACUUACUAGGUAUCUAGGUACCUUAUAUUAUGUGUUGGAUCGCAAAGGUGCCCUGCGCGAGGAGCCAGCCCUCUUGAUCAUAUCACCGUGCAUUAGCCGACUCAGUCUGAGUUCCAUUGAUGUAAAGUAUAAACCCACAACGGCAAGCUGGCCGAGUAGCCGCACGCGACAAAUGCGGACAUGGAGGUACCUGGUACCUACAUAUCACCCAGUGUUGGGCUUAGGCCUUGGUACCAACUACCAACUAGGCUCUUUUCAAGUUGAAAACCAAACAUUACCGAAUACCGAAACAUUUGAAUUAUGUAAAAGCUUCUAGAAUCUGCUUUUCAGUAAACCAACAACGGCUGAAAACUUCUAAAAUCACUAUAAUAUUAUAUGUGCACUUAUUAAGUUUCAUUAAAAUAAUAAAUGUUCGGACUCUCGACGGCGUACGAUUUUAUUGUCACCUUUUUACAAUCGAGUAUGUCUUUUUAACACUUACCUACGGGCCACCACGCACCAUCAAGAAUAUCGUACAAUUUGCAUGAUGGCUUGAGGCUUGAUCGAACGUCUGGCCAUACACAAUCAAGUUUACCAUCAAGUAUGCAGCGGACUUGAAGCGGGGCGACCAGUAAACUUGACGGUAUAUGGCUAUCAGUUGACGUUGACGAAGUUUGCAUGAUCAAAUCUUCGGAUUAUGUUCCCAUCUGUCAAUUCUUCAGAACUCAUACAGAUUGAACGAUAUACUUUGGCGUGUAGCCUACGUUGUAUCUGUGAAUCGUUGUUGUUUCUAUAAACUAUUAUUGUUAGUACUUAACUGAAUCUAAUAUUAAACUUGAGGCUGAAACAAACAACGCGCGAUGGAUACGUGUCCAACGCCGCUCUUGUCUUCUAGAAGUUGUUUUCAAAAAUUCGUAGGUAAAAACCUGGCAAUAAACAUACCGAGCUUUAGAAAGAAAAUUAGUCGACAGCUUUGGUUUUGUGAGUAUAUUUUCUAGAUUCCUUUAAUUAUGCGGUCUUUGUGCUGUUGUAGACGACUAACAAAAUCCUUUAAUUGCAAAAUGUAAUCUUGAAUCUUAUAUCACCAUUUUUUUAACUGCCCUCUCUGUGGCUCUUCCGUUCUACGUGACAUUGGCGAAGUGCAACGAUGUGGCAUUACUAAAAACCAUUAAACAAAAUAAGAGAAGUAGAGUCGUCUCUCGUUGAGAUCGACAAAACAUCACGCUGUAUGAGUGACAGAGUUGACGCUCUACGAAGCCGAAGCUGCCGAAAAUCUCUUUCUGAAGCACGAUGUUAUAUUUACUGCCGGGUACCUACUGUACAUAAUAAUAAAUUAAUUACGUAGUUAUAUGAAUCCGAUGUUGAAGAAAUCCCACUGUCGCGCCCUAUAGUCUUGAGUGCUUCGUAGAGUCACAAAUACAAGUGGUACAGUGAUCGCAAAAGUCAAAACAAGUAAUUCAAUCUGAAGUUGCGACACGGCGGGUUACGCAGAUCAUAGACUAGGAUUGAAAACAAGCUCCGCUGAAUCUAUUUUUGUACAAUGCACAGUCAUAGUAUGACAGCCAUACACCUCGUGUUCAAUUGGACUUAUUUAGCGCGCACUAUACCGGCAGUUUCUUGUAUUCAAACCAUACACGCCUACGCGCGCGUUCGAUGUGACAUCCCAGUACGCGGUUUCCAUCACGCGUUGUGUGUUAGCCUUACAUUAGUGUAACUAUCUCAUUCGUCGUUUUAAUCUCACUGUGAUUUCAAUAUUUAUUGUUUGUUGUAAAUAUUAAAAAUGAUAUUGAGUUUUUA